AGGAAGGCAGCUAGAAAAGUCGGAAGACUAAGAAACUUGAAACAAGAAAAGACCCCAGAAUCUCCGGGUACCUUCGCUCCACUUUCCAAUCUCUGGAAUAUCAUUCAAAACCUCGAAAACAAAUCAUCAUUUCGUGACUCAGAGCUAUGAAUAUCUUCUCCAAAAAACCCACGGCUAAAGAGGCUCUUCGAGAGAGUAAGCGAGAAAUGAACAAUGCUACGAGAGGUAUAGAGAAGGAAAUUGGAUCACUGCAAUUAGAAGAAAAGAAGCUUGUUGCUGAGAUAAAGAGAACUGCUAAGACAGGAAAUGAGGCAGCAACUAAAAUUCUAGCUCGCCAGCUAGUUAGGCUUCGACAACAAAUAGCUAAUCUACAAGGUAGUCGAGCUCAAAUGAGAGGUAUUGCGACUCACACACAGGCAAUGCACGCCAAUACUUCUGUUUCUGUUGGCAUGAAAGGUGCUAGCAAGGCAAUGGCUGCCAUGAAUAAGCAAAUGGCCCCUGCUAAGCAGGCUAAGGUGAUACAAGAAUUUCAGAGGCAAUCAGCGCAAAUGGAUAUGACUACUGAAAUGAUGUCAGAUGCCAUAGAUGAUGCCUUGGAUAAUGAUGAGGCUGAAGAAGAAACUGAAGAUCUGACUAACCAGGUGCUGGAUGAAAUUGGUGUUGAUGUUGCCUCGCAGUUGUCAGCAGCUCCAAAAGGAAAGAUUGCCAGGAAGAAGACUGAAGACGUUGGCAGUUCGGGCAUUAGUGAACUGGAGAAGAGGUUGGCAGCCCUUAGAAAUCAAUGAGAUGAGGGCUGGAAGCUAAAUUUUUUGUCUUGAGUCAAUAAUUAGAGGUCUUCCUACAAUUCGAAUUCAGCAAGAUUGUAUACUGUAAAUAUUUUCCCAUUUGUGCACCGCCAAGAGCCUAUUGCUCGAUGCUCUUAGUUGGUUUCCUAUAACCCUAGACAAUGCUUUAUGGCAUUACUGUGAACUGUGUGAUGGACAUAAAUUUGCUUCUUGCUUGGGAUGAUUUAAUUUGCUUUCUUCUU
Vitis riparia (riverbank grape) is the source of this 1027-nucleotide messenger RNA. RefSeq names its product vacuolar protein sorting-associated protein 2 homolog 3. Bases 147 to 785 code for a protein of 212 amino acids. The transcript is spliced from 11 exons. Gene Ontology annotation, biological process: late endosome to vacuole transport; endosome transport via multivesicular body sorting pathway; protein transport. Lineage: Eukaryota; Viridiplantae; Streptophyta; Magnoliopsida; Vitales; Vitaceae. The record is from RefSeq and is a predicted model, not a curated record. Gene Ontology annotation, cellular component: multivesicular body; ESCRT III complex.